AUGUCCAGCUUCACUCACGCCACCACACUCCUCCACGCCCACCUCAAAACCCACAACAAAAAGCCCUCCAUCACCGCCACCGCCGCCACCACCACAACCACCCCUCUCUCCCACAACGGCACCAAGAGAAGGAACCUCAUAUCCACACUUCUAGCCACCUCAACAGCAGUGCUAGCAGUGCAUGGGAGCACCCCACAAGCCCUGGCCCAGAACUGGGGCACACGCUCCUUCAUCUGGGAGCACUUCUUCGGGCCCGGGCUUUCCCCGGAAGACGCUGUGGCCCGCAUAAAGCAGACUGCUGAGGGGCUCCAUGACAUGAGGGAGCCGCUGGAGACACUGUCAUGGAGGUACAUCAUGUUCUACAUUCGCAUCAAACAGGCCUACCUUGACCAGGAUUUGAGAACUGCUUUCUCCACCUUGCCUCAGAAUCGUCGCAAGGACUAUGUCAAGACUGCCAAUGAGUUGAUCUCCAACUUUGGCCAGUUUGAUCGUUAUAUUCGGACGCCAAAGGUGUAUGAAUCGUACCUAUACUACGAGAAGGUAUUGAAGUCAAUAGAUGAACUUGUGGUCAUGCUAACAUAG
This is a messenger RNA of Sphenostylis stenocarpa, 582 nucleotides long. The record is from the annotation of a GenBank genome assembly. Lineage: Eukaryota; Viridiplantae; Streptophyta; Magnoliopsida; Fabales; Fabaceae.